CGCCGAGAACAACACAUUGCAAAUACCCGCCAUGAUGGCAGCUCGUAGUCACGGAGGCCAACAAGAUACCUCUCAUUGUUUAAGAGAUGGUUCCCAUCUACCCGGUGUGGGUGUCGGUGUUACACGCUCAACAGAAGGAGAUCGCGGUGUCCACAGCGCCAACACUGGUGCGGGUAUCAACGCCACCACCGCCAACACUAAUAGCAGUGGGGCACCCAGCCCUAUCGACUCCAUCAGUGAACGGGUAUACGCCCCUCUUCCCGCCAUGCUCCCCAAGACCCCCAAGCCACGACGACGACAACCAUUCUAUCGCGGCAAAGAUAAAGUAAAGCGCGCCAUCACGAAUCCCAAUCUCCGCGCUAUCCUCGCAGAUAAAUCGUAUCCCAAGGAACGGAGAAAGGCUGCUGGGGAGCGACCUGUGCUGAAGAUGGGGAUUAGUAAGGAGUAUAAGUGAGUUGAGUCAAAAUGCGACUCUCGUCUUUGCAAUAUACAUGGCAUCGCUGCGGGUUGCUUCGUAUGGAACAUAAAAACUUAGGGUGGUUGGGUUUUGUUAUACUGUGGUGUUGUGAGGAUUCAGAAUGGUGAGAGCGGAUGAUACCCUUUUUUUUUCCACCUUGACUAGGCUCCUUUAACGGGUACUUGUGGGUGGAUGAACUACUCUCGGU
Messenger RNA from Alternaria alternata, 665 nucleotides. RefSeq lists its product as hypothetical. Bases 32 to 454 code for a protein of 140 amino acids. The transcript has 2 exons. The record is from RefSeq and is a predicted model, not a curated record. NCBI's taxonomy places the organism in Eukaryota, Fungi, Ascomycota, Dothideomycetes, Pleosporales, Pleosporaceae.